CUGAUAAGAGCUGAUAAUGUUUCGCUUGAAAAUAAAUUUACGCGUUUCCAUGAAAACCUAAUGUUUUUGCUAUUUUCACAGCAUUUUCUCAGAUUUAUUCAUCAACUUCGUCGUCUUUUAUUCGGUUUCUUUCGAAAAAUGCCAUCAUUCGCUUCCAAAGACGAAGGAUUCCGGCCACAUAAACGCACAGGAGUUUGGUCUACUGAAACUGUCCGGCAGAAAACCAGUAUACCGGAAAGAAUAACGAACCAUCCGCUAAACGAAAGUUUCGAAUCAAAUACUCUAGACAAUGAAGACGAAACUGGAAUCUCCACUGGCAAAACGAAUUUCAACGACGUUGUUAAAAGUCACAUGAAAUCCAAGUUACUCAAGCUACCAGCUUUCGAGAAUUGCAAAGAUAUUAAUAUCGGCUUAUUACUGAAUCAGUUUAAUGACGAAGAAGAUGUGAAAGAUGAGGAUACCGUUUGGACUCAUGAUUCUUUAUUUGCUGAGAUAACCAGUAAACUUCGAAAAUGAUUCGAUCAUGCAGUUGAAUAUUACGUACGUUAUCAUGUGCUGUGAUGGUAAAUCUUUCAUGCUGGACAAUUUCUACACACGAUAGACUUUAUGUCUAGUGAUUUUAUUUAAGAUGGGAUAUUCUUAGGGUGUAUUAUCAUUUAGAUGUGAAUCAUAGUUAUCGAAUUUACACUCAUGGUUCUCUAUUGGCUGAGAUUAAUGGUCAGUUUCGAACUUCAGUUUGGAUACUGCGUUCGUCAUCGUGAUCUGUAAAGUGAAAUCUUCAGUGUUGAGCAUUCCGAAACACUCAUACGGUGAAGUUAUGUGUCUCUUUAGUAGUCAUUUCAAUUUAAAUGUGAUUUUUUUUUU
Molecule: messenger RNA, 864 nt
Organism: Planococcus citri (citrus mealybug)
Lineage: Eukaryota; Metazoa; Arthropoda; Insecta; Hemiptera; Pseudococcidae
Exons: 6
Coding region: 61-516 (151 amino acids)
Source: RefSeq, a predicted model, not a curated record